Molecule: messenger RNA, 336 nt
Organism: Rotaria sordida
Lineage: Eukaryota; Metazoa; Rotifera; Eurotatoria; Philodinida; Philodinidae
Source: the annotation of a GenBank genome assembly
AUGUCUAUUAUGGCAGAUUGUUUUAUUACUACACAAAUUCAAAAAGAGUUAACUACUGCUUAUGGUCAAGGUUAUGUUUCAUAUCGUAUAAUUCCUCGAUGGAUUUACCGAUUUUCAAAUGAACAAGAAUCUUUAAAACAUAAUCCUCAAAGUGGUCGUUCAAUAACCGUCAUCACUCAACAAAAUAUUGAUGCUGUUAAAGUUCUAGUGAAUGAUGAUCCACAUAUUAAUAUUGAUUCUAUUGCUACUACCUCAGAUAUGGUCUAUCAUAUGUGUUCUUGCGAUGAAUGUUUAAAAAGAUUAGUCAAAAAUUUACCCAAGAAAAGAUCAUCAUAG